AUGACGAUGAUGAUAUCAAAACUUCCAAUUGAUUUGGUGGAGGAGAUUCUCUCUAGGGUUCCACUGAAAUCUAUAGGAGCAGUACGAUCUACUUGCAAAAAGUGGAACGCUUGCUUUAGAGAUAAACACAUAAGCAAAACAGGAAAAGAGUUUCUGAUGAACACGAGAGAUCAUAGGGUUUAUUUGAUCAACGUCAACCAUUACAAAACUCACGUCAACAAGUUUGAUCUAUCCGUGAAGCGUAAGGGUACACUUAUGACUCGAGAAAAUUCAGGUGAAGUAAUAUCUAUAAGAUGGAUUAAGUGGCCUAGUGGCCGAUUUGAAGAAGAUCAGAUUGCGUUUGGAUACAACAAAUCCUCUUGUGGUAUCUUUGGUGUGUCUUUGAAGGGAGACUAUUACUCGUAUGCUAGAGAUCAGGAAUCACAUGGUUUCUUAAGGUGUUUUGAUUUUACAAUAGAGAGGUUUGGACCGCGUCUGCCUCUGCCAGUUGAUCUUAGUAUUGUACAUGGUGUGUCUCUGUCUACGGUUAGAGAAGAGCAGCUUGGGCUGUUAGUAAACCGGUCCGAUACGUAUAAGAUGGAGGUUUGGGUUACCAAUAAAACUGAGCCGGAUGCUGUCUUGGACGAAUUUCCUCAAGGUUGA
Messenger RNA from Brassica oleracea var. oleracea, 642 nucleotides. Its product is annotated as F-box protein At5g36730-like. Gene Ontology annotation, molecular function: protein binding. The record is from RefSeq and is a predicted model, not a curated record. Bases 1 to 642 code for a protein of 213 amino acids. NCBI's taxonomy places the organism in Eukaryota, Viridiplantae, Streptophyta, Magnoliopsida, Brassicales, Brassicaceae. The transcript has 3 exons.